This is a messenger RNA of Moesziomyces antarcticus, 5553 nucleotides long. RefSeq lists its product as uncharacterized. NCBI's taxonomy places the organism in Eukaryota, Fungi, Basidiomycota, Ustilaginomycetes, Ustilaginales, Ustilaginaceae. The record is from RefSeq and is a predicted model, not a curated record. The coding region runs from base 1 to 5553 and encodes 1850 amino acids. The transcript has a single exon.
AUGCAGGCUGCUGCCACCCCUAGCUUGCACGGCGCAUCAUCGCCCACGCCAACAAUGGCUGCAGCAGAGCCUUCCUCCUCAUCCUGCUCCUCCUCCCACCAUCACGAGCCCAGCAUGUCCACCGCCACCGAGCUCGCUCUCCCCUUCAUGGCCAACCACCAUCGCGCAAACAACCCAGACGACCCUAAGCUCCGCGCAAAUCCCAGCUUCAAGUCGCGCAGGUCAUCCCUCCUGGCAAACGUUCUCAAGCCAAAGUCCAACAAACCUGACGCUGCCAGGCCCACAUCCUCCAGUCGCUCUUUAUCCUCCGCCCACCCACAUCGCGGCACCACGGCACAUCCAAAGGUGGGCGACGCGCAAGACCAGCGCACACCCCUGCAUCCAUCUGCCACUGGCCAAAAGUCUCGCCCACCCCAGCAGCUCCAGUCCGCCGCCCCUCCGCCUCGGCCCGACUCGACCCCACCCAACACCUCGGCCGGCUCACACAGCAACACCGCCUCCUCCUCGGAUACGCUCUUUGAAUCCCUCCUCUCCCUCGAUGCUGCGCUACCCAAAUUCGCAACCCAACACACACAAGAGCCGUCGCACGACUCGGCCGUCUCAACACAGCAUCCCUCACUUGACUCCAACAACCCCAGCCAUGACGACACGAUAGCCACACCAUCAAGCGCAGUCACCACCUCCGCAUCCGAGCCGGUCCCGUCCGGCGCCUCAGUCGACCCCGCAUCCCAGCCCAUCUCCCUGCCGCAGUCUUCCUCGGUCUUCGUCACUUCACCCCAGCGAUUCUCGAGUCUGGGUCGUCGGUCCGCCGCACGUCUCACCUUGAAUCCUUCCCUUCUCCCCUCCUCCCUCCAAAUGCCACGAGCGCUCGCUCGCGACAUCAACCAAGAGCUCGAAUCACCCAAAUCGCCUUCCGAUGCACUCCCGACCACUCCUCGCAACGAGCGCAGGAUGAGCAUGCUCGACUUCCUCGCCACAGACUCGCCCACCCACAACUCCACCACCCACCUCGCCGUCCAGCCUGCCCCCGCCAGCCUCUCCGCCGAGCAUCUGCCCGCUUCCAUGCCCUUGAUGCAGGCCAGCCAUCAGUUCAGCCUCGGCGCCUCGGCCUCCUCAUCCUCCUCCUACGCUCCAUCCUCCUCGCGUCACACAAAGGUAGACCUCUGCCAAAACGUCUCGGUCAGCGUAGAGCCCCUCGUCGAUCGCCUCACCAUGUUUGGUUCCAUGCAGUCCAGCUCCAACUAUUCCCUCGCGGGCACCGUCGUCGUCGAGGUGCCCAAGCUCGACGUCCCUCGCGUCUCGGCCGCAGCCGCCAUCAGCCCCGACGGCUCCGUCUCCGACCACCCUGCCAUCCACGUCGAAGCGCUCACCCUCCGCUUCAUCGGCUACUCGGUCUAUGUAGACGCAACCGGCAGAUACAACGCCAUCAAGCUCGCAGAAAUAUCCCAAGAACUUCUACAACCACAAGGAUGCACCUGCCCCGUGCCCUUGGUCGAGCACGCCGACGCUUCCCCUUCGCACACCGACGCUGCUUCACCGACGGUCAAAUACGAGACCGAAUUCGACCUCUCCAUCCCCGGCUGGCUUCCCGCCUCUCAGCGCUCACGCUUUGGCGCCACUUUCUACUGCGUGCAGGCAUCCGCCACCGUUCAAGGCAAAGCCGUCGUCUCCGCCCUCGCCGCCUUUGGUCGCAGACCAUCCGACGGCCAAUCCCAGAGCAUCAACACCGCCACAUCGCUCGAAGCAGAGCAGCGCGAGCCCAUCGCCGCCGCCAGCGCUGUGGAGCGCAAGGAAUCCAUCCAGUCUGCCUCCACCACCGCGCGGCCCAAAUCCAAGGGCACCUGGCUCAACAAGAGAGCAAAGCAGCUACAGCUCAGGUCCUCCAAAAAGUCUUCCCCCUCCGAGGCAGAACUCACCAGCUCCGUUGCAGUCGGCCGCCGAGGCUCCGGAUCCAAGGACGUCGUUUCAGCUUCGGCAUCGGGCGAGCGCGAUCCUCUCUUCACCAAGACUAGCGAAGCUUCCAACCAGACUCUGCCUGAUGGCCAGCAUCUGCUCAAAAGCGAGUGCAUCAGCAUCUUGGUACGCCGCUGCAGAGACGUCGUCCCCGUCCCUGUCGCCAGACUCGCUCGACUCGCCACCGCCGGCGACGUCGCAUCCGCCGAAGAUGCGCCACCACACUCGCUCUCACAGAGCAUGCUCGCCCUCGCCGCCCUGCAAGAGGCGCCUGCCACCUCCAAUGCCGGUCUAGCCCCCACAACACCAGCGCCGACGCACGAGAGGCCCAACCUGCCUGCUUCCGUCUCUGCUCCAACCAUAAUUGCGCCGCUCUCGAACCCUCGGCAGCCGCUCGACGUUCCAAAUGCAAACGGCACCAACGCUGCGACUGUCGCCGGUGAGCCGACCACGGCACUGACCUUAGCGCCAUCUCCGAGGAUCGACGCUCAUCCUGCACGCAUGGGCCUGCACGAUGCUCCGUCUACUGCGCAGAGCUCAGCGAUUCUCGACGCCGAGAGGGAGUCGAGGUCCAUCCUUCCGCCCGCACCCAGUGCAUUCGAAGCGCCUCGUGAUCCAGCCAAACUGGCAGCAGCAACGGGAGGCAUGACGCCCUCGGCUACGCUGCCCAACUUGCCUUCCUCCAGAAGCCGUGCUUCCUCGCUGCUCGACUCGCGCUUCGGCAAUGCCAACUCGCCCCCGCGCACCUCGUCCAGAUCCGCCUCGGUCGGCCGCACCUCGGUGCCCAUGCGUCAUUUCGUGCAUCGUCCAACGCUGCAUCUGCCGCCUACUCUCGGCGCCACGCCAGACAACGAAGCCGACGGCAGCCUCGUCUUUUCCCUCACCCUCUCCCUGCCUUCACACGUUCACGUCGCCGGUCCCAAGGCCGACGUGCUUAGCUUUGGCGUUCAGAUCGAGGCAGGCCGAACACCAGGCUGGGAGGCGCUUCGCAAGUGCGGCGGCCUGCGCCUCAAGGACAUGGAGCUCGUCUGUCUCCAGACCGAGCGCCACAGCUCCAUGCCUUCGCGCUCCUUCGUACACACUUUCCCCGUGCCGCCGCCGCCCAAUCGCGUCGAGGCAGCCGACUUACCCGUUGUCACUGCUUCGCGCAGAUCGACUGCCGCAUCGUCGCCUGCACAAGCAGCAGCCGAGAAGCAACUCCGCGCAAGUUACGACCGUUCGCUCGUCCUCGGCCAUAUCUCCCUUGCCAAUCAAGGCAAGGCGCCACAUCCGAUCGAGCACAACGUGGAGCGUGUCCGUACGACGAUUGUAGGUCCGCCACCCUUUGUGCUCCGCAAACGAGCCGGCGACGAUCCCGAACGAGAUGCGGCUGAUUCCUCCCGCAAAGGCAAGGCGAUGGCCACCAGCAGGGUGAACUCAACCUCCGCUGCAGGGCCCAACGGCACCACGCGAAGCCCACAGCAGAAUAGUCCCGCGGGCUCCGGUACAAACACGCCGGAUGGACACUCGCAGAGCGCCGGUAUGAGUUCGCUGAGGGCUGCAUUCGCUCCGAAUGCGCUUGCCACCACGUCGCGCUCACGCGGAAGCGUGAUGCAGCCGGCGCCGAGGGCCUUGGCGCGCUCCAACAACUCGAGCAGCUCUUCGCUCCGAGCCGCCUUCCAAGGCACUGAUGGGUCAGGUGCGAUGCAGCCUGCGCCACGCUCCGGCACAGCGGGGCCGUCCUCGUCCAACGCUGCAGCGCCUCGGAGCCGAAGACCGAUUCCCUUUGAAAUGGACCUGACGAGCGGUCCGGCAGGCCCAGAAGCGGAAAACGGCACUGCUCGUGCCGACGGCACCACCCGUGGAGAGAUCACGGAAAUGGAGUCCGAGACUCCGAUCGUGCCGCCAGCCUGGACGCGCGAGCGUGAGCCUGGAGCAUCAUCAACUUUGGCUGCGAGGCCCACAAUCACAUCGACCGUCUCUACGCGCUCUGACACUCAGUCGGCGCCGCGAAGGAGUCGCUUUGAGACCGCCAUCACGCGGUUGUCGACGUUUGCAAGCUCCAUGCUCGAGCAACCGGCCGAGUCUUUGGGCGGUGGUUCGGGUCAGGAUGUGCGAGGUGGCAGCCGCAGCGCGCCUCGAGAGCGGACGGAAGGAGCGGCUGCCAGCCUGCGCGCGUCGUAUGCAUUCGCUGGCGAUGACGGACAAGGCGUGGACCUGAACAAAGGCCGAGUGCGCAUGACGAUCAAUCUUCCUCUCGUGUCCAACGACAUCGAAGCAGCACGCAAGGCGGGCAGUGCGCAGCUCAUCCCCGACUUUGAGAGCCCCUACGUUCGCGUGCGCCACAAGCUCAAGGUCAAGCUUGGAUUUGGGAUGAAGUCGAACGUCGCCACCGGCCCAGAUGGCGAGGACUGGGUGCAGGCGCUGGUCAUGUGCGUCCCCGUGCGAUUCACCGAGGCACCGCCCAGAGAGGUGCAGGAGCAGUUUGGACCGGUGAACGGGUUGGCAGGCACGCCGCGGGCGGCAAGAUCAGGCUCGCAGAGUGCGCCAGAUCGAGGCAGGGAUGCUGCCGACACUGUGACCGCUUCGACUGGAGCAAUUACAGGAGACGAUGCAACGGCGGCUCAGUCUGCCUCUGGGGCGGCGCCUCCGUUCGUGGAGCCCCUUCUGCCUGCGUACGCACAACUGUUCCGAGAGGACGGCUCGCGUCUGGCCGACGAGGGCGAAGAUCUGCCACGCUAUCCAGGCCGGAUGUCGGUGGUUGGUGAGAUCGACGAGGAUCUCGGCAGCGGCGCUCCGGCCGCGGAGAGCGAACACGGUGGCGCGAUCGCCCACGCCGAGCGUGCCGGUCAUUCGCUUUCGACGGUGGAUGAAGACCAUGCGUCGAGCCCGCGUAGAUCGUCUGACGAGAUGAACGAGCUCGCACAGGCUAGCACCGAAGUGUCACCGCACGCGACUCUGGGUUCAGUGCCGGAUGCAGGCAUUUCUGCGUCGAGAUCGAUGCAGCUGAGCUCGGUGCCUACGCCUAUGGACCGCACGACGAGCCUGCCUGGGCACCGCAUGCUGACACGCACGAUCUCGACGGGAGUGUUUGGGCUGCGCACUUCGCCAUCGCAUCCGUCGCUGCCGGGUGCGAGCCAGAGCGCGACGGCGUCGACGUUCAAAGAGGCGGCCGGCAAGGCACGCGUGGGCUCGUCUGCAUUCGACCCGCUGCCUGGGCGUCCGGGCAUGCGGCGGCGCUCGGCCACGACGGCGUCGCUCAUGACGUUUAGCCGCAUCACGCCCGCCGAAGUGCUGGACGAGGCGCUGGUGACGAAUGCGCUCGACGAUGAAGAGGACCGCAUGGACCCGCUGCAGCCUGCACACACUCUCAACGGCGUCGGAGGGCGUAGGGGCCGAGAGACGCUCAGCUCCGGUCAGGACGACGAUGGAGACGACGGCGAGCUAGAUGUCGACGAUGAUGACGAGGAGGAGGAUGCGGAGGUGGUGCACGAGAUGGACCUGCAUUCGGACGAGGUCGAUAGCGGCGUGGACAGCAGCGAUCGCGGCCACCACGACGCGCAGCUCAGCGGCAGCGGCAGCGAGAUUGAUCACGAUGCCGAGAUUGGCCGGGCGUUGUAA